AUGGAUGGAUGGAUGAGUCUAUUGACAGACUUCCAGCUGACAGCGAGGUCUCUGAGCAUUACUGGUCAGCCGGCAAGCGAGCGAUCCCGGCCGCCACCAGCUGGUUGUCAGUCUCACAUUCUUUUUCUCAAGACACACAAAACAGCAAGCAGUACCAUCUUAAAUAUCCUGUAUCGCUAUGGUGAAAGCAGGAACUUGACCUUUGCCCUACCUCUGAACAAACACAGCCAGUUGUUUUACCCAUUCUUUUUUGCUUCACAUUUUGUGGAAGGUGUCAGCAGCCGAAGUGUAAGGGAGUUCCACAUCAUGUGCAACCACAUGAGGUUUACAAAAUCUGAGGUGGCAAAAGUGAUGCCUGAGGAUACCUUCUACUUUUCUAUCUUGAGGCAUCCUGUGGCCAUGAUGGAGUCCAUCUUUAUCUACUACAAGAGCAUCCCAGCCUUCCACAAGACUCACAGCCUGGACAGCUUUUUAGACAGCAGCUGGAGAAACUACAACUCAUCUCUGAAAAACAACCACUACGCUCAUAAUAUCCUGGCUUUCGACUUUGGCUUUGACAACAAUGCUGCAGCUGAUACUGAAGACCUGGAGGAGAGAGCCAGCAUGGCUAUUGCAGCUAUUGAGCGGGACUUCCACCUUAUUCUUAUUUCUGAAUACUUUGAUGAGUCCAUGAUCUUGCUCAAGCAUGCCCUCUGCUGGUCCCUGGAAGACGUGGUUUCCUUUAAGCUCAACGGUCGCAGUGAACAAACUCGUCACCCACUUUUACCAAACACUGCAGAGAAAAUCAAGAGGUGGAAUGCUUUGGACUGGAGGAUCUACCUGCACUUUAACACCACCUUCUGGCACAAGAUGGAUAGUCUUGUUGGGCAAGAGCAGAUAAAGAGGGAAGUAUCUCAGUUGAGAGAGCUACAGGCCAAGCUAGCAAACAGCUGCCUGAAAGAUGGCGGGGCAGUUGACCCAUCCCAGAUUAAAGACGCCGGACUAAAGCCAUUCCAGUAUGGAGCAGCUGUAAUUCAGGGCUAUAACCUAAACCCACACAUAGACAGACAAACCAAAAUAAAAUGUCAAAGACUUAUAACUCCAGAACUGCAGUACACAGACCGUUUAUACACCCAGCAGUUCCCAGAGCUAGCGGCUAAGCAUAGACAAGAAACAAGGAUGGACAAAAUGGUCUAUAUGGAGAUUAAUGGGGAAAGCAAAUGCCACACCCCGGGGGAGGACGCCUCACACGCCGGGAGACGGCCGCGGGGGAUGCGCGACAAUAACGGUAAUGGCGGAGGUUUGGUUUAG
Perca flavescens (yellow perch) is the source of this 1290-nucleotide messenger RNA. It is a transcript of the gene gal3st2, whose product is annotated as galactose-3-O-sulfotransferase 2. Bases 1 to 1290 code for a protein of 429 amino acids. The record is from RefSeq and is a predicted model, not a curated record. NCBI's taxonomy places the organism in Eukaryota, Metazoa, Chordata, Actinopteri, Perciformes, Percidae. The transcript is spliced from 4 exons. Gene Ontology annotation, biological process: glycolipid biosynthetic process. Gene Ontology annotation, molecular function: galactosylceramide sulfotransferase activity. Gene Ontology annotation, cellular component: membrane.